AUGUCAUUUACAUCCUGCGUCCGUUAUGGCUCGUCCUUGGCGGUGGCGUUAAGUGGAACUCGGCGACUCCAGCCGCCGUGCUGUACACUUCAAAGGGGUAUGCUGCAGAUGUCGUGUCUCGUGGGCGCCCAGCGUUUCUGUGCCGUAUGCUGUACGCGUCGGCGACUCCAACGGACAAGGCGCGACGCAGAUGUGCUGACCGCUGUGACGACGAAAAAGCGGGAAGCAGGAGAGGCGGAGUGCGGAGGGAUGGACCUUGACAUGGAGCUUGAGCCGGUGGACUUGAAGAAGUUGGCACUGCCGCUGCACUUGAUGGAGACUAUUCCGCCUGCCGUUGUUGCCAACAUCGUGGCGAAAGACAAAACAAUUGUGUUCUCGCCCCAUCGGAAGCAAAAGGAUGUGUCGCGCCGCCUGUUUCGGAUGAAGCACCGGUACAGCAUUCAACCUCUCGGAAUGGUUCUGCACUUUCGCUUUUUUGCGUUACAUGGCGAUAAACAGGAUGGAGUAACAAGGUUGGCGGACAUCACACCGGACCACUUUCACCGCAUCAAAGAGAAGCUGCGAACGUUUACACGAUUCAUCGUCCUGGAUGAGCGUUGGCCGCUGGAGGUAUCUGUGGAGGUAACCCCCAUCAUGCAGCGCUCGCCCACUGAAAUAAAGUCUAUAGAGGAUGUGGUACACAUGCUAAGUCGUGUUAUGGCAGAGGAACUUCACGUUGGGGCGUGGUGUGGCAUCUCAUCCACGCCUAUUCUUGCCAAAAUGGCUUGCGAGGCGAGCCAGAAGCAGCACCCGCAGGAUCCAAAGGCCGCUGUGUCGGGAGGCAUUCUGUGUAGCGAGCGCUAUGACCUUCCUACUCACGAAGCCGUGGAGAAAUUUGUAGCGAAUAUUCCACUUAGCGAUGUUCCCGUCAUGGGCAAGGCACAGGUUGAGCUUUUAAAGAGUGUGUACGGCAUCAGAACCUGUGGCGAUAUCUUGGCGCAGGACGAACGUCUUGGUUUCACUUUCUCCCAGCAGACAAUGGAAUUUUUCCUCUCAGUUGCUUAUGGCGUCAUGCGUGUAGAGAGUGAGAUUGGCACAACCCUGCGACAGAAGGGCGCACGGUGCAAGUCUGCCCAGGUUCGCCGGGAAUCACGGUAUGGCCGUGUUAUCUCCGAGGAGCAGUUCAUUAAAACUGUCCUAGCGGUUUUUGACACCGUUCACAGGGAUCUUCUUCUUUACGACUUUGUAGCCGGUCGCAUUUCCCUCGAUACACGGAGAUUUGCUCCACGUGUCUUUUGGGUUACGGAGGAGUUCGAAGAUGUCACGCCUCGCACCAACAAUCGCGAACGUUUACAAGAGGCAGUGCUACGGCUUGCCAAGCGGUUUGCCCCGCGGCGCACGAAGGAGAUGCUGGAUAUGUACAUCCUCUCCAUACAUCUAAGCGACGUACGCACGUGGACCGAGGAGUACGAGGGUGGGACCCACGCCAGCUGUAGGGCGAGACGAGGUUCUACAGUGAGAAAAACUGCUCCCGUGCCUCCGUCGGAGAAGAAAAGUAAAAUGCGGUUGCAAAGUUCAAUGACACGAAAAGAUGACGCCAACAAACCUCGAGGCAUCAAGAUUCUGAUGUAA
This is a messenger RNA of Trypanosoma rangeli, 1611 nucleotides long. Its product is annotated as DNA-directed DNA polymerase. Gene Ontology annotation, biological process: error-prone translesion synthesis. Gene Ontology annotation, cellular component: nucleus. The record is from RefSeq and is a predicted model, not a curated record. The transcript has a single exon. Bases 1 to 1611 code for a protein of 536 amino acids. Gene Ontology annotation, molecular function: DNA-directed DNA polymerase activity. Lineage: Eukaryota; Euglenozoa; Kinetoplastea; Trypanosomatida; Trypanosomatidae.